AUGGGUCUUAGUCUUGGUCUUCGGCAGGAUGUGGGUCUUAGUCUUCGAAAUCGUGAGCCCCCCCCCCAACGUCCCGGGACGUUGCAUGCCCCCCCCCACAUCCCAAAACACCACACACCGGCGCGAGGACCGAACGCAAGGACGGCGUUCGUUCGUGGCGUUCGAGCGCCUCCCGCAGGCAAAGACUUGGCCGUGCUCCUGCGACCCCACGUGCCGGUGCUUCCACGUGAUACGGAGCCCCGUUGCUCCGGCGAGCUUGCCAAGGCGCCCGUGGGUUGGACUCCGGUGAGCAUGCCGCAGCUGCAAGAGAAGCACAUGCAGAUGGGGACAGGCAUCAUUUACAAGAUCGAUUUUCCGUUCAAUGCCGAGUUGCUACAGAAGAUGGGGCCGUCAUGGCUCACCAAGGCCUUCCAUACGGCAGGCUCCAUGCCCAAAGACAAUAAGGUGAAGACCUUGAAGAACAUUAAGGAAUACAUCGGCGGAGGGAACUGCUCCAAGCUGGUCUUCGAUGUGGAGUAUGAGCAGCCAGCGCCCGAUUUGCAUACCGAGCUCUUUGCGAAGAUCCCCUUCCCACUGGCCGGCAACACGCUGUCUGAUCGUAUGGCAUCGUCCGUGAUGCAGAGUGGAGCAGAGAUCGGAGAGAUCAAUGCUCAAAGACUUUUAGAGUCGCGCCUUCCUUUCAGCAUCCCCAGGUACUAUUUUGGCGAUGUGUCGAACGACACCUCCAACUGGAUCCUCAUCACCGAGCGGAUCCCUUUCGGGAAGCAAGAUGGUGAUCGAAAGAUGGACCCUGCCUAUGACAAGAUGAAGGACCGCGGCAGGUGCCCAGCCCCGGACUGGGAGCUGAAGGGGACUGUAGACGAGUACUAUUUCCUGCUGACCACCUAUGGCGCCCGCAUGGCGGGCAUGGACAAGGCAGAGAAGCUGGCACCACGAGCCGUGAUGGAUGGAUUCUUCCCAUCUGCAGCCAUGCGGCCCAAAGAGCACUGGGGCAUGCGCGCGGAAAGCUCUGGCAUUGGCGAGAAGGAAUUCGCCAUGAAGAUCAAGAUGGGAGUGGACUUUGUGGGCACUACAGGCAAAGCGCUUUUUCCAGCGGAGUGCUCCACUGCGAGUUUUCUGCAAAAGUACAAGAAAAUACUGGCUAUUUCAAACGCGUACACGGCGGAGAUGGCAUGGUGGUGCAAUCGAAAUCCAGACUACAUUGCAUGGAGCCAUGGCAAUCUCAAUGUUGACAACGUGUUCUUUUGGCGGGAUGCCUCCGACAAGCUAGAUUUGGGUGUGCUUGAUUGGGGAGGCGCUCGAACCGAUUCACUGGGCUGGAAGCUAUGGUGGUGGCUUUACUGUUGCGAAUAUGACUUCUUGAAUGCGAACCUAGAUGCAUUGCUGGACUGCUUCAUCAAGGAGUACCAGGAACGGACCGCGAGUUCUGGCAAGCCAGAACUGCCUUUGGUGCACUUUGGGAUGGCAACGGAAGCCUCCGCCUUCGUCACGGUCAAGCCAGCCAGUGGCGGCCCGCUCCUGGAGCGCAAGGAGCUCCGAUGGCAAUUUACGCUGAGCGCCCUGCAGCAGGGCAUCGGCCUGUUGGGCGCGGUGCCGCAGAUCUACAAGAUGUGCAAGAAGCCCGAGUUUGCCAGUAUCAAAGAUCGGCUAGAUCCACGCAUUUCGCAAAACAUCGAUGGCAAGAACACCCUCAGGAUCUACAUUGGAACCUGGGCAGCUUUCAAAUGGUUCAGGAGUGGUGGAGUCACAAGUCCUGGGAGGAAACGAGCUCCGAGCAACAUGAUUUUUGGGGGGGUGGGAGCUUUCCCCCACCCAAAUGCAAUCCCCCUUUUUUGA
Molecule: messenger RNA, 1836 nt
Organism: Durusdinium trenchii
Lineage: Eukaryota; Dinophyceae; Suessiales; Symbiodiniaceae
Source: the annotation of a GenBank genome assembly